This is a messenger RNA of Saccharomyces eubayanus, 1407 nucleotides long. RefSeq names its product N-acetylphosphatidylethanolamine-hydrolyzing phospholipase D (gene FMP30). The record is from RefSeq and is a predicted model, not a curated record. Gene Ontology annotation, biological process: N-acylethanolamine metabolic process; N-acylphosphatidylethanolamine metabolic process. Gene Ontology annotation, molecular function: N-acylphosphatidylethanolamine-specific phospholipase D activity. Bases 1 to 1407 code for a protein of 468 amino acids. Gene Ontology annotation, cellular component: membrane-bounded organelle; cytoplasm. NCBI's taxonomy places the organism in Eukaryota, Fungi, Ascomycota, Saccharomycetes, Saccharomycetales, Saccharomycetaceae. The transcript has a single exon.
AUGAACUUUGUAACCCACUAUGCACGAAUGAGACCUCUGUUUCAGAGGAGGUUACCACUGCCUUGUGAAUCAAGGCUACAUAAGCCGCAAACGUCGUGGUCGUCGUUCAAUAGACAUAUUUCUCAAAAGCCACGCCCCACGCAGAAAUCCUCGAGAAAUUUCGUACGUAUACUCGUGCUGUCUGUUUUGGUACCUUACACCGGAUACGCCUUUUAUGUUUCCUUAGCUACCAUGAAACAAAUCGAUCUACGGAAUGAAAUAUGUCAAGAAUUGGAAGAAAAGGACACCGAUGUUACCUACAAGGGAUCCUUGAUGAAAUAUUCUCCAUUGCAAGUUUUGGGUCGGUUUGAAAACCCGUUUGAAGAAUACAGAAUACAGACCGUUUUUGAAUUCUUCGCCAAUAGAGUGUUCGAACUGUUUGAAAGAAAUAGAGGAGGUAUUCCGCCCGAUGUGCACCAAAUGAACAAGCUAAUGCCUGCUCAUAAGCCUACCUGGGGGCCUGAUUUAGUGGGUAUUGACCCCGCGGUAGAAAUCGCACGGCCUUUGGAAUGUACUGUAUUGGACGAACCUCAUACGCUAACCACCAUCGCAGAAAAGAACGACUCGACGGCCCCUGUCUAUAACACAUGGUUGGGCCAAUCUUGUAACUAUGCGGUCUAUAACGGAUUGAGAAUACUAACAGAUCCUCUGUUCAGUGACUAUCUUAUUCACAAGACACUAGGUCCCAAAAGGAUCUCGCAAAUGCCAUCUCAAAUUACCGAAGUGCCAAAACCAGAUAUCAUCCUCGUCUCCCAUAAUCAUCCUGAUCAUAUAGACUCGGAAAGUUUGGAAUAUUGGAGUGGUGAAGAUUCUCCUUUAUGGGUGGUACCCAAAGGGAUGAAAUCAUACAUGACAAGUAAUGGCUGUGAUAAUGUCCUGGAGUUAUCAUGGUGGGAAACUUUGCAAAUUAAGAAAAAUAACGAAAUAUACCACAUAUCAGCUACGCCAGCUAUGCAUUGGUCUGGAAGAUCACUCCUAGAUACAAAUAAAUCGCUGUGGUGCUCCUUCUUAUUGACCCAUAAUGGCACUCCUAUACUUUUCCAUGCUGGUGACACUGGUUAUGUGAAGGACUUGUAUGUAAGAAUCAAAGAGCGUUUUGGCAAAGGUUGUAAAUUAGCACUGCUUCCAUGUGGGCAGUAUUGCCCUGAAUGGCAUCAAAGGCCUCGACACAUUAACCCUCAAGAAGUUCUUAAGAUCAUGAAGGAUUUAGAAGCUCAAAACGUCCUGGGAGUCCAUUGGGGCACUUUUGUACUAAGUGGAGAAUAUUUCUUGGAACCAAAGGAAAAACUAGAAAUGCUGGCUGAGUGGAGCGGUAUUAAAGACCACUGUUAUUGUCCCGAAUUGGGCAAGACAGAACGUUUCGAUUAG